AUGCCUACCAUCAACGGUUCGUUGGCUGCGACGCAGCGUGCUGUCAGCCCUGAAGAGGAAAUUUUCGACUGCGAGACACUGCGAUUUCAUUUGAGUUUGUUGAAAUCCCCAAGUUUGACUCUAGAUACUGAAGAAGCGUCCCUUGCGCCAAUAAUUAAGAGCUGUGUGCUUGCGAACAGUCAGGUAGCAUCGCAAAUUCCCCAGUUUGGACUACUAGCAGGCGAGAGCAACGCGCUGGACUCGUUGGAACUGGGCCAAGAUCCCAAAUUUGCCGACCUGAGCGACGACCCCCGCAUACUUUUCAACGUCACGCCGCCAUCCAGCACCUUUGUCUGUGGUUCUCAGGGAUCUGGUAAAAGCCAUACAUUGUCAUGCCUUUUAGAAAAUUGCUUGAUACCGUCAAGAGUUGGAAGGCUCCCAAAUCCUUUGACGGGACUUGUGUUCCACUACGACACGUUCAUCAGUGACACAUCAGGGUCUCCUUGUGAGGCCGCGUUUCUAUCCUCGCAUCCCGGUGUGAAAGUGAAAGUACUAUGCUCACCAACAAACGUUCAUACUAUUCGUGGCACUUACUCGAGAUUCAACGUCCAGGUUGAGGCCUUGCAAAUCGACCAAAAAGACCUCAAUACAAAACGCAUGAUGGAUCUCAUGGCAGUUGGCCAGGAGGGUGGCCGAGUACCACUGUACAUCCAUACGAUCAAGCGAAUUCUACGUGAUAUGCGAAUUUUGCAGCAAGAGAGUGGAGCUGGAUUUGACUACUAUGGCUUCAAGCGGCUAGUUGCAGGAUCCGGCCUAACACCUACACAACUGGAGCCUCUCAAUCAGCGACUGGGUUUGCUAGAAAGCUUCAUGCCCCAUGCGCAAACAAGAAAGGCGAAGAAGUCGAAGAAGAAAGGUGGCUCGAGCUGGGAAUUGAUGCCCAGUUGCUUGACUAUCGUUGACCUUUCUUGUCCGUGCAUUUCGCCGGAAACAGCAUGUUCUUUGUUUAACAUCUGCCUGGCUAUCUUCCUUGAGCAAGAUACAAAUGUCGGCCGAGUUGUUGCCUUGGAUGAGGCACACAAAUACAUGAACGCAUCUAUUGAGUCUCAAAUGUUCACGGAUACUUUGCUCUCGGCCAUUCGCCUUCAGCGUCAUCUUGGCGCUCGUAUUUUCAUUUGCACUCAGGAACCAACGAUCUCCACCGCGCUCCUGAAUCUCUGCACCGUAACUAUUGUCCACCGGUUUACUUCACCAGAAUGGUUGCAUGCUCUGAAUAAGCAUUUGGCUGUCGAUUCUCAGACUCCGUCGAGAAACGAUGCCACCAUAGACGAGUCCACGUCCCUUUUUAACCGAAUUGUACGCCUCCGAGUUGGAGAAGCACUUUUGUUUGCUCCAAGUGCUAUCCUCGGGACCACAACUCAAGAAAAUGGUAAGGUGGCAUUUGACCUUCUUGGAAUUGGAUUUCUACCUGUCAAAAUCAGAGACAGAUUGACUUUGGAUGGAGGGAAGAGUGUUCUUGCGGUAUAA
Molecule: messenger RNA, 1506 nt
Organism: Uncinocarpus reesii 1704
Lineage: Eukaryota; Fungi; Ascomycota; Eurotiomycetes; Onygenales; Onygenaceae
Exons: 4
Coding region: 1-1506 (501 amino acids)
Source: RefSeq, a predicted model, not a curated record